UAAUUGAUUUAAUAUAGUUAAUGUAUUUUUAAUUUAUUUUAAUUAAAAUUUUAUUCAAGUGUUAUACGCUUCUAAAAUGAAGAAGUUAAGAGUUUUGGUGUUUAUAUUUUUAUUCAUGAACCUAAGCGAAUCUAUGGAAUUAUUUCUCAGUCCACACGAAUCAAACAUUAACAUUUGUAAUUUUCACUGUACAGCUUAUGAAACACUGCGUGAAAAAAUUAUAGAAACGGAACUAAAAUCAUCACUCGGCGGCAGCCUUUGGUUAACCUCAGCCGAAGAAAAAGCCAACUCUAUACUUAUGAAUGCCAAAAGACAGGAGAUAUCUGAUGGUGCCAAAAAUCCUGAAAAGUAUCCACCUGCAAUUCAUUUUUUCCAAGGAAAGCAAUAUUUACGCCAGAGUGAAGUUUUUCGUAUUCUACAAAAAAUGCCCAAAGGUGCAUUUCUUCAUGGACACAACAUUGGCAUGGUCAGUUCAAAAUGGAUUAUUAGCAAUUUAACCACAUCGAAUAAUUUAUAUACAUGUCGAAAUGUUAAUGGAUUGUUGAUUUUUACUUACGAUCAAUCGAAAUGCCAUAGUGAGACCCAAAAUGUUUGCCUGGAACGUGUAAACGCUGAAGAUAAACGUCUUUAUGAACGACAAUUGGAAAAACACAUUAAUAUGUAUACCAUGCAUCCAGAAUCUUUGAUAAGUGACACUAAAAAGAUUUGGGAAAGGUUCGACAAUAUCUUUGUAACACUUGAAAAUUUUUUGAAAUAUAUGCCUACCUACUGUGCCUACCACAAGCGAUUAUUGGAAGAAUUGUGCGAGGAUAACAUUAUAUAUGCUGAGAUAAGAACCUCAUUGGCUCCGCUUUAUGGAGACAAUAAUCAUACAUAUAAUACACUAGAAGUAGCUAACGAACUGGAACGUAUUGUAGAAGGUUUCAAAGCAAGGCAUCCAGACUUUGUAGGUGUUAAAAUUAUCUAUUCAAAACCAAAUAAAGCUACAGUAGACGAAAUGGCACAACGAUUUGUAACUUUUAAACAAUUACAGUAGGUAUCGCCUGAUCUAGGAACAUAUUUUAUAAAUUUAUUAAUAUCGAUU
This is a messenger RNA of Teleopsis dalmanni, 1084 nucleotides long. RefSeq names its product adenosine deaminase 2-like. The record is from RefSeq and is a predicted model, not a curated record. Bases 77 to 1036 code for a protein of 319 amino acids. Gene Ontology annotation, molecular function: adenosine deaminase activity. Lineage: Eukaryota; Metazoa; Arthropoda; Insecta; Diptera; Diopsidae. Gene Ontology annotation, biological process: adenosine catabolic process; inosine biosynthetic process. The transcript is spliced from 5 exons.